CUAAUCUGUGAUCAAGUGCUGUCAUGGGCUGAUGUGUAUUUUGUUGCAUUCCUUUUUGUACGAAUUGUAGAUAUUAAUCGUUAUGCAUAUUUUUAAAUGAAACUCCACAAUAAACAAUUGUAUAGUGUUUCCUAUCGUAUCAGUGUUGUUAAACAGUGGUCGAAACUAGCCACCUUGUAGUGGCGGGUGACAUAAUUUUCGUAUUGCGUAUCAUGUAGUUAUUGUGGUUUAUUUUGUGGCUUGCAGCAUCUAUUUUCGACUCGAGAAUCGUCCCUAAGGAGCCCAAAUGACGUGAUCCAAAAUGAGCUGGCUGCGGACCCCGGUGUUCACGCGGCAGCUCUCGCGCAGCCUCGACCCGCGGCACGACUACGAGCCGCAGGCCUGCUACAGCUCCUUCUGCAAGCACUGGCAACAGGCACACGAGAUAAUACUCAAAUCACAGCCACGCCAACUUCAUGAUGACGUGCUGGCCGUCGCCAAUCACCUAGAACAAUUAACAACCUUGCUGGAACUAGAAGCGAGAGCCCGAGAGACCAACACCGUGGCCACAUCAGGGGCUUGCCUUGAGCAUUUGCUGUCGGAGAACCUUCUCGACAAGCUGUAUGAAUGGGGCAAUUCUACUGGCAUGUACAAGAACGCCGUGCGUUCAGAGCAACUGAAGCUGUUUGGAAAUCUCAUCAUUCAUUACAGCUCACAGGUGUUAGCUGCAGAGCCAUUCCUUAGGCCACUUCUGAAACUGUUCAGCGGGUUGAGGAACGAAUUAAUCCCGCUCGAUCAGGAAACUCAAUUGGUGAUGGUAUUGAACCACCUGUGCGUCGCCCUGAUGCAAAACAUCGAAUUUAUCGAUCUAUUCUUCUUGACAAACCACACGCAAACUGAAGCCAAGCCUGAGUUCAUAAUAACCCGCCUCCUCCUAAAGUUCGUCCACCGCGAGGGCCGCAAGGGCUCAGCGGCGCGCGACGCCCUACUUCUCUGCGCGAACAUGUCUGCGCGGUGCCCGCAACUGGCCAGGUGCAUGCUGGAAGGAGAUACUUGCCCCGUGCUGGCCACAGGUCUAAGCGGGCUUUACUCGCUUCUCCCGCGAACGUUGGGCGACAACGUGUACCGACUAACAGCCGACGACGUGAACCAGGGCCACAAGCUGACGCUGUUCACCGACUCGGUGGAGUUCUGCAACGCCGUGGCACAGGUCGCGCAUCCGUCCAUCAAGAAGCAGCUUCUCGACCUGCUCUGCCAAGGGUUCCUAGUGCCCGUCAUGGGGCCCGCCUUAUUACAGACGAAACCCGGGCCGUUGCAGAGUGGCGCUCCCGAGCAAGCGGCGGCGAUGGCGUACCUAGAGCUAGUGCUCAGAUGCUCAACACAGCGGGGCUUGCUGCGAGCGGUUCUACAUUUUCUCUUCACUUAUGAAUAUGAUGGCGUGAAGCUGAUUGACGUCAUGCUUAGGAGAUUGGACGGGAAUACCCAGCUCGCCCUAGUCUCCCUUUCCCUAAUGGAGACCCUCAUCGACCUAAACUCCGAAGACGUGAUGAUCGAGUUAGUCUACAAGUACCUCCUGAAAGGCCACCACUUACUCACACACCGACCAACACCACCCGACCCUAAUUCAUAUAGGGACGCCGCAAUGUCCUUCCUAAGUCUUAGCCCACAGUGCUGCUUUAGGUCUUUAAGUAGGACAAGAGCUUGGGUGGAUGAACUGGCCAUGAGCGGUAGAAGAGUGUUGGAUUUGAAGAGAGACGAUGAGAGAGUUAAUGGGGUGCAAGAUGGCAUCGCUAUGAACAGUUUGGUGCAGGAGAUCAAGUUUAAUUAUGGGAACCCAAACGACACCCUGUUUGGCAACUACCACGCAUACCUGUGCGACGCUCGAUUCGAAAUCGUCUCUCGCGCGCUCGCCUGCGCCCACUGGAGCUCCAAAUACGACACCAUUACCCUACCCAAGCCGGAACCGAACAACAACACGAAAGAGACGAGAGACGAGCCCGUCCCCACGAAAGAGCAAGACAGCCUUAUAUCCAACUGCACCAGCGGCUACGAUACUUUAAAAACUAGCGAUACCUCAGAAAAAGAACCACACAGUUUAACAUCGCUGAACGAAGCGGAUGAACAAGAACAGCAAGAUGUAAACGGCGAUGGGAAAGACAGAGACAGCCUAAUAUCGACGGGAAGUGAUAGUGAUAAGAAUGAGGAGUUUGUUGAAGACUCAUUUAGGAUGUGCUUCUUAAAGAUGGAUAGGGAUUAUGAAGAGGUGCCUGUGAUAAAGAAUUGGGUGGCUGGCGGGAGAGUCAGUCCGGCGUCGCUUGUCGGCCCUCUCCUAAGCAGCCUCCUGAAGAAGGCCGCGGCCCUCCUAGAAUCAGACGUCCUCAGCAACUGCCUAGUGACGGGGCUGCUCGGGAAACUGUGCGCGGCGCCCUGCGCACUCCUACCCGGCCUGCUGCUCCCGCAGCCGCACACGCAGCCCAACGUGCCCUCCCUGUACCAGAUACUAAGCAAGCUGCGGGACGAGCUAGACGAGUUGACCAGCGGGCUGGACAACACUGCAGAACUGGUGGAUAAGGCGCGAGUGUUCCUCGUGCAGAGAGAACUGCUGCUGGUCAGGAGGACCAACAACGAAGCGUCCAGCAACAGCAGCAGUCCUCGCACCGACGAGCCUCUACAUCGCGGCGAGACCAAACGGCGGAGUUUGAGUACUAGUAUAUCCAACAUGUUCGGACGACGAUUAUCAGCAUCCCCAUCGCAGCCGCACAGCAUCCCACACUCGACAAACUCGCCCGCCAAGCGGCCCGUCUUCACCCAAGAGGCCUACUGGAAUCAGUCUAUAGCUCUCCGUUCCAUCCUCAAUGCCGUCCUAUUAGACGAGUGGCUAAAAGAACUCGCAGCUCUUUGUGAGGAACAUGCACUAAGACUGUCGGCAGGCAACUAUGAGGACGAUACUUAUUUGAGAACGGUGGGGUUAUGACUGUUAGCUAAACGUGGAGUCAAGGAUGGCGUGCUAGCUACGCGUGAUACGUCCGUAUGACAGAGAAAUGUACAUUAAAAUAGUACCAUGAAACCAGUCCGUCCUCAACGCCACCCUACUACGAGUGGCUGAAGGAACUUAGACGAUAAUUACUGGACGGUUAUGACCGUUAGCUAAACGAGGGUCAAGUAUAUAGCUAGCGUAUGACAGAGGAACUAAAAUAAACUUAAUGCAUUGAAGCAAUUUUGGGGUAAAGAGAAAUCACAUAUCAGCAUAGUUGAUUAUUACGCUACAUUUGCUGAUCGUGCCUUCUGUCAAUUACAGUGAAUACUAUAACUUUAUUAGUAUAAAAGGGAAAUCGAAAAACAAUCUUACUACGUGAGAAAUAAGAUUGUUUUUUUCGAAAGCGCUCUAAUGCGACAUACGUUGAAAAGGAAGGAAGGAGUUUAGUCUGAUAUUAGAGCCACGCGGAAAACAACAGACCUUACCUCAAAUCUUUAGGGUUUCAGUGAACUUAUAACCAUAAAUGUGUUUUUCAAUAUGUCGGGAUUAUCGAAUUUAGCGCUGUGCGUGCUCAAAUGGGAAUUAUUAUUAAGGUUACAAUUAAAAUAAACUUAAGGUGAGUUGGUAAGGCACUUUAAUAUGUUAGCAAAUAUGUAUGGGUUGUUGCUAUAGUCUGGUUUUGUACAUAGUUAGACUUAUUUCCCAGUUAUAUUGCAAAACACGUGUAUGGUUUUUGCCUUUACUUACACGGUACAUAAGAAUUAGGAAAAUUUUAGAUUGUAAUGUACAUACAAAAUAAAAUUGGAUCGAAAUCGCUUUAAAUUUUAUAUGUUUAAUUUCAAAACGAUCAAAGUUUUUAAUUUUUAACAUUCAGUGAUAAUAUUUACUGUUUUUUUUUAUUCUAUAAUUAUAGUAAUACGUAAUAAUCACACAUAAUUAUAAGUACCUACUUUUAUCGAGUAGUAAAUGCCAUGAAAGUAAUUUUGAACUGUGAUUUUGUGAUGUUCAAAACAGGUUUAUUUAUUGUAUAUAUAUUCAGUAUUUCGUAAAUAACUAAAGCAGUAGCCGAGUGUGUUAAUACUAAUAACAAUUAUUAAUUACUUUUAAGACUUAGAAAUGCUUCUUAAAACUUUAAUUAUUAAUAU
Messenger RNA from Cydia strobilella, 4101 nucleotides. RefSeq names its product FHIP family protein AGAP011705. Lineage: Eukaryota; Metazoa; Arthropoda; Insecta; Lepidoptera; Tortricidae. The transcript has 16 exons. The record is from RefSeq and is a predicted model, not a curated record. The coding region runs from base 302 to 2953 and encodes 883 amino acids.